Nannospalax galili (Upper Galilee mountains blind mole rat) is the source of this 1410-nucleotide messenger RNA. It is a transcript of the gene Lrrc74a, whose product is annotated as leucine rich repeat containing 74A. The coding region runs from base 1 to 1410 and encodes 469 amino acids. The record is from RefSeq and is a predicted model, not a curated record. Lineage: Eukaryota; Metazoa; Chordata; Mammalia; Rodentia; Spalacidae. Gene Ontology annotation, molecular function: protein binding. The transcript is spliced from 14 exons.
AUGGACAAUGACGAUGAUGAGCCUCUUGACUCUGAAACCAAAGAUGAAACUGAAAGCACAUUAGCACCUCAGAAUAGUGAUGACACCCUCUACUGCGAGGCCGAAGCCCCUUCGAGUGUUGAGAAAAAGAAAUCCACGCAGGAGGAUUCAGAGACCGACCUAGAGAUUGAAGACACAGAGAAGUUCUUAACCAUUGGACAGAAGGAGCUGUACCUGGAAGCCUGCAAACUGGUGGGUGUAGUGCCUUCCUCCUACUUCAUCCGGAACAUUGAGGAGGCCACCAUGAACCUCAACCACCAUGGGCUGGGCCCCAUGGGUACCAAGGCUAUUGCCAUAACCCUGGUGUCCAACACGACCAUCCUCAAACUGGAGCUGGAGGACAAUUGCAUCAUGGAGGUGGGCAUCUUGAGUCUAAUGGAGAUGCUGCAGGAGAACUACUACCUCCAGGAGCUGAAUCUUUCCAACAAUGAUCUUGGUUUGGAGGGGGCCAAAAUCAUCUCAGACUUCCUCCAGGAAAAUAACUCUGCACUCUGGAAACUGAAACUUUCAGGAAAUAAUUUCAGUGAAGAAUCUGCUGCCCUUUUAUGCCAAGCCCUGUCGUCCAAUUACCGAAUUAGGAUGCUGAAUCUCAGUCACAACCAAUUCUCUGAUGUAGGAGGGGAGUACCUGGGACAGAUGCUAGCUCUCAAUGUCGGACUCCAGUCACUGGACCUGAGCUGGAAUAAUUUCCACAUUCUGGGAGCUACAGCCCUGUGCAAUGGUCUCCAGACUAACGUGACCCUGAAGAAACUGGACAUCUCCAUGAACGGCUUUGGGAAUGAAGGUGCUCUGGCCCUUGGGGAAGUUCUGAGAGUCAACAGCUGUCUAGCCUACCUAGAUGUCAGUGACAACAGUAUCACCAAUGAGGGGGUCUCCAGAAUCGGCAAGGGACUGGAAUACAAUGAGAGCCUCCAAGUGCUGAAGCUUUCCCUGAACCCAAUCAGUAUGGAGGGGGCAGUUUUUCUUAUCCUGUCCAUCAAGAGGAACCCCAAAUCCAGGAUGGAAGAGCUUGACAUUUCUAAUGUGAUGGUAACAGAGCAGUUUGUAAAAGUCCUGGAUGGAGUGUGUGCCGUUCAUCCCCAGCUAGACGUGUUGUACAAAGGAUUGCAGGGUCUCUCCACCAAUAAAACCCUCAUCCCGUGGCCCAACCCCAUGAAACUGAUCCAGAACUACACAGAAGAGCAAAAAAUCUCAAUUGUGAAAUUCUUCAAGAGCUUGAACCCUGCAGAAUCAAUGACAAUGACGAUAGGAGAUUUCCGGAAAGCAUAUCCUCAGCAAAACAAGGUCCCCAUCAACCGGUACCAGGUCAGGGAGCUUGUAAAGAAGCUGGAAGACAAGGAAGGUAUGGUGAGCUUCAGUUCACUUGCAUAG